CACAGACAUCGUGCUGCUCUGCUUCUGGUGGAGGAAAAGUCUCGCGACUCUCGAACUGAGCCAGCCCCCACGAGAAGCUCGGGAGCAUUUCCGUGCGGAUUUGUGGUGGGGAACUGUGAGAUCAUGGCGUGCGCAUCGCAGGCUCUGAUGAACACGCUGAUAUCCGCGAACGGGUGCACGUUCAGCAACCCUUCGCCGAGGUUCUUCUCCAGGAGGCAUCGACCCCUGAAGAAGCAAGAACCCAAGCCCUUCGCCGCCCGAGCAUCCGCCACCGAUGAUGAUGCCGACUGCAAUGUCGAAGAGUGUGCUCCUGAUAAGGAGGUAGGAAAAGUGAGCGUGGAAUGGUUAGCAGGAGAAAAGACCAAAGUGGUGGGCACUUUUCCUCCAAAGAAGAAAGGUUGGACUGGAUACGUUGAGAAGGACACUGCCGGUCAGACCAACAUAUACUCUGUUGAGCCUACAAUUUACAUAGCGGAAAGUGCGAUAAGCUCGGGAACUGCGGGUUCAUCUGCCGAUGGAGCUGAAAACACGGUAGCGAUUGCUGCGGGUCUUGCUCUCAUUUCCAUCGCCGCUGCUUCGUCAGUACUCCUCCUGGUCAGCAAGAACGAACCCCAGGUGCAAAAGGCCGUAUACUCCGGGCCAUCGCUAAGUUACUACAUCGACAAAUUCAGACCGCCAGAAAUUAUCCAAGCAUCGGUGCCGAGCCAAAUCGAAUCUGCAGUGGUGGCACAACCAGAAAUGUCUGCCCCGGAAGUUUUGCAGAUUCAAGCUGCUUCUAGCGGUUAGCCCGAGGCCUCGUCGUGAACGUGAAAAUCGGAGUUUCUUGGUGGAAUUUAAGCUCUGUUUUGUUGAGGGCUCUUCUUCUGUACUGUAAAUGCAAAAUAUAAUCUCGGUGAUAUGGUUUUUGAUGUUCCUUUUAGUCAAAAAGGAAAGAGCAAGGAAUGUUUUGUUACUGCAGAUAUUCUACUCAAUUGAUGUGCAGUCGAAACCAA
Molecule: messenger RNA, 992 nt
Organism: Syzygium oleosum
Lineage: Eukaryota; Viridiplantae; Streptophyta; Magnoliopsida; Myrtales; Myrtaceae
Product: protein MAINTENANCE OF PSII UNDER HIGH LIGHT 1
Exons: 3
Coding region: 124-786 (220 amino acids)
Biological process (GO): regulation of protein complex stability
Cellular component (GO): chloroplast thylakoid membrane
Source: RefSeq, a predicted model, not a curated record